Molecule: messenger RNA, 4356 nt
Organism: Seminavis robusta
Lineage: Eukaryota; Bacillariophyta; Bacillariophyceae; Naviculales; Naviculaceae
Source: the annotation of a GenBank genome assembly
AUGAGGUCCAAAAAAUGGACGUGCUCAGUGUGUACUCUGGAGAAUCCUGCGCGACGGAGACAGUGUCAAGCUUGUGACUCAAGGCGACCCGACGACGGAGAAGAAGAGCCCUCUGUUGCCUGCACAGCAAUGACGUCGCCAGCGUCCAAAGACAAGAAAAGGGACGAGCGAACGAAAAGCACCCGACGGCAAGAGACCGCAGGCUCAAAAUCACCACGCAAUACCAAGAUGCAACAAGGGCGAAAGCGGGGCCGAGUGGAUGCCAUGUCCGAUCGAUUAGUUACUGUUAGACUAGUCCUUUGCGACAAUGAUGGCCUGUUGAGCGAAGAAGAGAACCACGACAAUUGGCAGCAGGCUCUGCAGGCUAUAGUGCCUCUCUCUUUUCUCAAAUCUCCAUUGUCAGAAAGAACGUGUCAGACAGAGCAGCAACAGCAACACGACAAUAACAUCCAGACAAAAUUGGUGGAUCCAGACUGUAUCCCUUUUGAAAAAGAAAACAAUGCGUUGCCAUCAGAAGAACCAGCAAAAGCCUUGUCUUCUAAAGACGAUAGCAAUAUCCUCCACUGUCCACAGCCCGGAAAGGAAAGUCCCAGCAAAGAAUCUGACAAUCAUAUGCACUCUACAGUGAGUGAUGAACACGAAACGACCACACACACUUCCGCAUUGGACUCCAUCAGGGUCGAUGGCGCCAACGGGGAAGAAGAGAGCCAACAGAUUAGAGGAGGCAAACCUGUUACAGAUAACGGCAGAGAUGCAGAACGAGCCAAUCCUGAAAUGGAAGGGAUAUCCAUCCAACAUCAAAUAGAAGCUACGGCGGAUUCAUUGAGUCAAUUGCCAACGAAACAGUCGGACGAAGAGUCGACUCACGAAACCUCUCACCAAACCAACAAUCCACAAUCGCAAGAAAGCUGCAAUCCAACUCAACCUGUGGAAAGUUUGAUAUCUUGUGAAAGCGACGAUCUCAUGGUAAUCCAGGAAGACACAACAACGACCAGAUGCGACACCAGCCGCAUUCAAUCCGCUGACAAUUCAAGCUGCCAAGAAGAUAUGUUGGCGCUACCAAUCGAGAGCAAGGCCGCUCCAUCCUCACAGCAGGAGACAAAGGAUUCCGUGGUGGGCACCGAUCCCCUAAUUGACGGAGGCUCUAGCUAUACAGAUGGGGAAACGCCGAGUUCCCUACUCUUGUCGCCAGCGAACCAGCCUCAAGAGUCCCCAGAAAACUCGCGAUCAAAGCCACCCAAAGCACAGGGAAUGACAGCGUUGAUGGCGUGUGGAAGCGAGGGAGUGUCGCCAGGGUCAGAGUCUGCAGGGUCUGGAGACAAUGACACCUCCGUUGAAGAUUCCCGCGAGCACUGUACGUCAAUAGCAAGUCCAAUCAUCACUACUGCUGAAUAUCAUGAUGACGUGGAUGCCUUCCACCACUGUUUGGCACAGCUCUCCGAACAGGAACAUCUACAAACUCAACAAGAAGGGUACGCAGAUCGUACAAACGCCCAAGAUUGCAGUAGCUCUUGCUCUGAAUCCAUCGAAGGACAACAAUUGUCGCAAACGAUUGAUUCAGAGUCGGCCUCAGCAGAAGUCUCCACGGGACGGCAAGCAUCCUCGGCAUCUACGGAAUGUGAGGAACGAUGGAUUGCCGUUGAAGGCCACGAGCUUUCACCCGUACCGGUACCGGUACAAGAAAUUCAUGCCACAGCCCCUCUGAUACAAAAACCACAUUCACCGAAGAACAGUCGAAUGGAAGAUGAGCCCGCGGAACAUGACGAUGGGGAAAUGGAAGAUCACAAUGCCUUCGUAUAUACUCCACCAUCGCAAACAUCUCAAGAAGAACCAGUAUCAGUUUCCAAAGGACCGCAAAGCGCAAUGCCCCGGCAGGAACCAGUUCCUUGCCCUGUCGAUACAGGCGCAAUCAACAAGGACAACGAACAAUUAGCUCUACCCAACAGCAAUGGAAGAAGCGAGAAUGUGCGCCCAGCUCCACAACAAUCACAGUCAUCUCAGUUCAAGGGAGCCUUUGUGGAGACUGAAGAUGAUCCAGACAACCGGCGGAAACUAGACUUUCCGGAAGCGAUCCCAGUUGCUAAUCAUGAUCAAGUGUCCCAAACUACCCAGUAUCCAGUGGUGAAAGAGCAAACAGAAAGCAAAAUGCAUCAAGGACACAAAGCACUUGACACUCUAUCCACUUUCCCUGGAUUUCACACUGCUGGCAUUGGCAAGAACAUCACAGUCUCAGGAGAUGCACUCAAGAAGGCUGGGUCCGUCUUAAGUGGUUCAGGCUCCCAAAAUUCAGACUUCGCCCCUGGACAGACGGCUAUUGGAGGCUUUAAGACUGCAGGCAAGGCCAGCAACAUCACAGUUUCAGAAGAAGCUUUGAAAAGAGCUGGGUCAAUCUUGAGCAGUUCAAGCUACCAAACCUCUGGGGCUGCCCCACAACAACCCAGCAAGGGCGGCUUUUUAACUAAGACUGUUGGCAAUGUCAACAACAUCACAGUCUCAGAAGAAGCUCUGGAAAACUCUGGUUCAGACACCCACAAGUCAAGAUCUGCUCCUGCAGCACCAACAGGUCCCUUUAUGGGUGCAUUUCGCACUGCUGGUAUGCACAAGAGCAUCACAGUUUCGGAAGAAGCCCUUCAAAAAGCUGGGUCCGUGUUGAGCUGUGGAAUCUCCAAAACGCCUGCCUCUUUUGGCAGUGGAUUUCAAACAGCUGGCAAAGCCAAGAAUAUCACAGUUUCAGAUGAAGCUCUCCAAAAAGCUGGGUCCAUCUUGACAAACUCGGGUCCUGUCAAGCCUCCUGCUACUCCAUUAAGUCUCCCUAUGGGUGGUUUUAAGACUACUGGCAAAGCCACAAGCAUUGUAGUUUCAGAGGAAGCUCUCCAAAAAAAUGGGUUAAUCUUUAGCAGUUCAGGCUCCCACAAUCCCAACUGCACUCCUCAGCAACCCACCAUGUGUGGCUUUAAGACUGCUGGCAAAUCCACAAGCAUCAGUGUGUCACAGGAAGCUUUGCAAAAAGCUGGGUCAAUCUUUAGCAGAUCAGGCUCCCACAGAUCCGACCAUGCCCCACAGCAAUCCGCUAUGGGUGGUUUUCAGACUGCUGGCAAAGCAACAAGCAUCAAUGUGUCAGAAGAUGCUCUCAAGGCUGCUGGCUCCAUCUUGGGUGGUUCAGGCUCCCACAGAUCCAACCAUGCCCCUCAACAACCUGCUAUGGGUGGUUUUCAGACUGCUGGCAAAGCAACAAGCAUCAGUGUGUCAGAAGAUGCUCUCAAGACUGCUGGCUCCAUCUUGGGUGGUUCAGGCUCCCACAGAUCCAACCAUGCCCCUCAACAAUCCACCAUGGGUGGUUUUCAGACUGCUGGCAAAGCAACAAGCAUCAUUGUGUCAGAAGAUGCUCUCAAGGCUGCUGGCUCCAUCUUGGGUGGUUCAGGCUCCCACAGAUCCAACCAUGCCCCACAGCAAUCCGCUAUGGGUGGUUUUCAGACUGCUGGCAAAGAACAAGCAUCAGUGUGUCAGAAGAUGCUCUCAGGCUGCUGGCUCCAUCUUGGGUGGUUCAGGCUCCCACAGAUCCAACAAUGCCCCUCAACAACCUGCUAUGGGUGGUUUUCAGACUGCUGGCAAAGCAACAAGCAUCAGUGUGUCAGAAGAUGCUCUCAAGACUGCUGGCUCCAUCUUGGGUGGUUCAGGCUCCACAGAUCCAACCAUGCCCCUCAACAACCCACCAUGGGUGGUUUUCAGACUGCUGGCAAAGCAACAAGCAUCAGUGUGUCAGAAGAUGCUCUCAAGGCUGCUGGCUCCAUCUUGGGUGUUCAGGCUCCACAGAUCCAGCCAUGCCCCACAGCAAUCCGCUAUGGGUGGUUUUCAGACUGCUGCAAAGCAACAAGCAUCAGUGUGUCAGAAGAUGCUCUCAAGGCUGCUGGCUCCAUCUUGGGUGGUUCAGGCUCCCACAGAUCCAACAAUGCCCCUCAACAACCUGCUAUGGGUGGUUUUCAGACUGUGGCAAAGCAACAAGCAUCAGCUCCCACAGAUCCACAUGCCCCACAGCAAUCCGCUAUGGGUGGUUUUCAGACUGCUGGCAAAGCAACAAGCAUCAGUGUGUCAGAAGAUGCUCUCAAGGCUGCUGCUCCAUCUUGGGUGGUUCAGGCUCCCACAGAUCCAACAAUGCCCCUCAACAACCGCUAUGGGUGGUUUUCAGACUGCUGGCAAGCAACAAGCAUCAGUGUGUCAGAAGAUGCUCUCAAGCUGCUGGCUCCAUCUUGGGUGUUCAGGCUCCCACAGAUCCAACAAUGCCCCCAACAACCCACAUGGGUGGUUUUCAGACUGCUGGCAAAGCAACAAGCAUCAGUGUGUCAGAAGAUGCUCUAA